Hibiscus syriacus is the source of this 886-nucleotide messenger RNA. Its product is annotated as mRNA-capping enzyme-like. NCBI's taxonomy places the organism in Eukaryota, Viridiplantae, Streptophyta, Magnoliopsida, Malvales, Malvaceae. Gene Ontology annotation, biological process: 7-methylguanosine mRNA capping. The record is from RefSeq and is a predicted model, not a curated record. The transcript has 6 exons. Bases 305 to 886 code for a protein of 193 amino acids. Gene Ontology annotation, molecular function: mRNA guanylyltransferase activity.
UCUUCGUAUUACUACUCUGUUUCAAACCCAAACCACUUCCUCUCUCUAGGGUUUCCAAGGGAAAACUUUCAGAGAACCCCAGAGGGCACCCCACCCUAACAUUAAUUGUAAGGUUCUUGCAACUCACACAACAAGUUUACUGCGGUUAUUUGAUUCACGUGAUUCAAUUUUGUUUUCCGGGGAACAAAUAAAAGACAGGAAAGCAGUUUAUUUUAGCGGUUCCGGAGACGUUCUGGAUCUUCAUUUUGAUGCAAUUUCUACUUUGAUUUCAUGUUUCUGUUCACGGUGUUUUGGUAAAUGCUGAAUGAUUGCUAGUAUGGACUUAAAUGUUUCGCCAGUACCUGAAGAUGAUGAAGAGACAUAUGAAAGACAUAUAGAACAUUACUCUGCACCAGAAGAACAUAUAGAAUCUGGAGUUGAAAUUUCACGGCGGGAACGUGAAGAAAGACGAAAGAGACUUAAAAGAGACCGAUCAGAUGACCGUCCAGUGCAUGUCUCUCAGCCUCCUGUAAAUGAACACUUUUAUCAAACUAAGAAUUUCAGGUCUUAUGAUAAAAGUAGGCUCCCUCCUGGUUGGCUUGAUUGUCCUUCAGCUGGUCAGGAAAUAGGCUGUAUUAUUCCUUCUAAGGUUCCGCUUGGUGAGGCUUAUAAUGACUGUAUUCCUCCCGGUAAAAGAUACUCUUUUAAACAAGUGAUUCAUCAGCAAAGAGUUUUAGGAAGAAAGCUUGGUUUGGUGAUUGAUUUGACAAACACAUCUCGUUACUAUCAAACUACAGACCUGAAGAGAGAAGGCAUUAAGCAUGUAAAGAUCCAAUGCAGGGGAAGAGAUGCUGUGCCUGAGAAUGUGGCUGUAAAUACCUUUGUUUACGAGGUACUUUUACUAUGA